Messenger RNA from Physella acuta, 2633 nucleotides. RefSeq lists its product as uncharacterized. Lineage: Eukaryota; Metazoa; Mollusca; Gastropoda; Physidae. The record is from RefSeq and is a predicted model, not a curated record. Gene Ontology annotation, cellular component: nucleus. Gene Ontology annotation, molecular function: damaged DNA binding; DNA-directed DNA polymerase activity. Gene Ontology annotation, biological process: error-prone translesion synthesis.
UAGUAUUAUUAAUAAAUUAUGGAGAUGAAUUCUUCUGGAUCCAGUUCGUGUUCUGCUACAAGUAAUAAUGAUAUUCAAGAUAAAAGCUCAUGUGUUGCAAUAAAGUCAAUAAAUGCUUCUGCUAGUGAAACUUUAAUAAAUUCUUGUACAAGUACAAGUGGUCUUGUGAGCAGAAUGGCACUGAAUGAUAAUAAAGCUGGGAUGGAAGGCUUAGAUAAGGAGAAAAUUAACCAGAUAAUAUAUGAAGCAUCAAAAGGUUCCAAAUUUUUUGAAAAUGAGCAAAAGAAAGAAGAGCAGCUUAAUCAGAGAAUCAAAGAGCAGCAAACAGCUGUCAUCAACCUAAGUGAAGCUUCUUUACUUCAUGGAACAGAAGAGGCUGAUCUGCUGCUCAAAAUACUUGAAGAACAACAAGAUCUCUCACGUACUAUUGUUCAUGUUGAUAUGGAUGCUUUUUACGCUGCAGUAGAGAUGAGGGACAAUCCAAACUUAAGAGACAAACCAAUGGCUGUUGGAGGGAUGGGCAUGCUGAGCACAUCAAACUAUAUUGCACGCCGAUAUGGUGUCAGAGCAGCAAUGCCUGGAUUUAUUGGACUGAAAUUGUGCCCCAGUCUCAUUUUAGUCAAACCUGAUUUCAAGAAGUAUACAGCUGUUAGCCAGGAGAUAAGAGAAAUAUUUGCGCAAUAUGACCCUAACUUUUCUCCCAUGAGCUUAGAUGAAGCUUAUCUAGACCUAACUGAACAUUUAAAUCAGAGGAUUUUGUCUUCGAGCAUAAAUAGAACAUUUAUUCUCCGAAAUGAAAACAAUUAUAAUACCAAGUCAUCGGUGUGCUCUUGUGAUUUGAACACAGUUUUAAGGCCAUUGCUGAUGGCAUCCAAAGACUUAUUAUCUGACACAGCUUCAGUCACUGAAAUUUAUGAGUUCUUAAAUUCAUUGGAUGAUGCUACCACCUGUUCUGUGUGUCAAAGAAUGUUUCCUCCAUACUCAGUAAAAACCUAUGGUAUCAGUACUGAAGAUGCUGUUCUUGAGAUGAGAAAUCGUAUUGAACAACGAACACAUUUAACAGCAAGUGCAGGCAUAGCUCCAAACACCAUGCUAGCUAAGGUUUGCUCUGACAAAAACAAACCAAAUGGUCAGUUCAGGAUUAUUCCGGAUAAGAAAGAAAUUGAACUGUUCAUCAGAGAUCUUCCUAUUCGCAAGAUUUCAGGUAUUGGAAAAGUCACUGAAAAACUGCUUGGUUCCUUAGGAGUGGUUACAUGCAGUGAUUUAUAUGAGAAAAGAAAUGUUUUAUAUCAUCUUUUUUCACAAACAUCAUUCCAUUAUUUUAUGAGAAUUGCACUAGGAAUGGGAUCUACUGUUGUUGAAAGGGAUGAAGGGCGUAAAAGUAUGAGCACAGAGCAAACUUUCAGUGAAAUAAAUGAUUUAAACGAACUGAUGGAUAAAUGCAGAGAAUUGUGUACUGUUCUUGCCAAAGAUUUAGAAAAUGAAUCACUUGUGGGUAAAACUGUAACAUUGAAAAUAAAACUAGUCAAUUUUGAAGUAAAGACUAGAAGCCAUACUCUACCACAUCAUACAUCAGAUGAAAGGGUUAUUUUCAACGCAGCUAAAUUAUUGUUGCAAACAGAAAGAGAAGCUUUACUACCAGACCUGCUACGCUUAAGACUUAUGGGAAUUCGAAUGUCUAAACUAAUGUCAAGCAGAACUCACACAACAUCCAUUGCUGAAAUGUUUAUAAGACAACAAAAAGAUACCUCGGAGAGAUUUCCCAGAGAAACCAAUCCUGAAAUAGAUUUGUUCACAGUCAGUGAUUUAGCCUCACAAACAAUCAAAGAUGAAGGCUGCAUAGUCCUGGAAGAUCAUGAUAAUGAUUUCCAGCAACAUGUAAAUUGUUCAAAUGUUGCUAAUUCAGAAAAUCUCUCCAGCAGACUGAAAAGAAAAAAGCCUGCAACUGGCAAUUCUUUAGUUGAUGGUAAUAAGCAAGGAGAUAUUCUAAAAUUUAUGGUCAAAUGUGGUAAAUCUCAUACAGAUGUAAAAAAGAGACAAGAGUUCCAUGAUGAAAGUAAAACAGAUGAUGUGCUAAUUGUUGAUCAACCUACUUGCAGUUAUCUUGAUACUUCAUCAGUGUCAACAAAUGGACAGAAUGACAAUAGUAUAAAAAAUCUUUUGGAACACGUUUCAGUUAAACCCAGUGUGAAACCUCUUUCGGGGGUAGUUGAAGAAAGUUCUGGAACUGUCUGUUGCCCAUUAUGUGGAAAACAAAAGCAGAACUGGCCAUUGGAUGAACUCAAUAAACAUAUAGACCUGUGUCUGAGUAGAAAUACUAUCAAAGAAAUACUUCAUGACCAGAAACAACCAUCUUUCUCUACAUCUUCUAAAGCACCAAAAAGGAGCAGCACAAAUCUAACACAAAAGGAUUUGAAACGUCAGAAAACACAGAUGUCUGUAACAUCAUUUUUUAAAACUUGAUUAAUAACCAUUAAGUUCUGGUUAAUAGUUUUUGUAUUUAUUGAAAAACAAAAAGGUUGCCUAAUUUGUUUACAAUUGAAGAACUCAAAUGUUUUUCAAAUUAUUGUAUUCCUUAUGAAUUUUUGAUGGUGCACUUUUUUUGCAUUUGUUUUUACUAAUAAGAAAAUUGU